Molecule: messenger RNA, 3969 nt
Organism: Penicillium subrubescens
Lineage: Eukaryota; Fungi; Ascomycota; Eurotiomycetes; Eurotiales; Aspergillaceae
Product: hybrid sensor histidine kinase/response regulator
Exons: 6
Coding region: 77-3742 (1221 amino acids)
Biological process (GO): phosphorelay signal transduction system; phosphorylation
Molecular function (GO): phosphorelay sensor kinase activity
Source: RefSeq, a predicted model, not a curated record
UUCAAACAUUCCAUCUCACUCCGCAGUGUCACUCCACACAUCAAAAAUAUACACCACCCUCUUUUUGUAGGAAUGCAUGGGACUCCAAGUCAUGGAUCAGCCGGGCUCUCUCGCCUUUCAUCCGUCCACAUGUAGUACUGAGCGCGAGAGAAUCCGGGAAUUAUCCAGGUACUACUGUGCCUUAGAUCGCCCAUUGACACUAUCGACCCCGACCAACGAUGAUGAUGAUGAUGAUGAUGGAUUCGAGUGUGCUCAAAAUUCCCCGCGGGGAGACGAACAGCAGUCGGUCGGCAAUCUUUCUACCGAUAUUACUUUGACGGCACUGGCGCAACUGGGAGUACAUCGUUUAGCGUGCAAUCGGUCGUUUGUCUCCAUAAUCGACGGCGGUAAUCAACACAUCAUCGCGGAAGCUACAGGAUCGAUGUCUCUACGAGAUAAAGACAAGCAUCUGCCCAAUGACGGAAUCUACCUUGGAACGCGAAGUUUAGACUUGAUAUGGGGGAUAUGCCCACAUGCAAUCAGUCUUUUCACGGGACGAGACAUGUCUUACGCCAUCGAUAACGACAACAUGACCGCCAAUCGUACCCGCUAUAUUAUCCGAGAUCUUAAGCAAGAGGAAAUUUUCAAAGACCGACCGUACGUGCGAGCAUGGCCAUAUAUGCGAUUCUAUGCGGAGGUACCGCUGUAUAGUCCCUCCGGUUUCGUCCUGGGAUCAUACUGUGUGAUUGAUGAUAAGCCUCGGACGAUAUUCAGCGAAGAUGAAGUGAACACAUUGAGAGAGGUUGCAGAUGCUGUGGCUCGGCAUUUAGAGCAUGUUCGCAUAGUCCACUGUCACCGUCGAUCCGAGCGUCUGAUCAAGGGAUUAACGAAUUUUGUGAAAGACCAUGCAGACUUUGACCCGCGCGAAGUGUCGAAUGAUCACCGACUCGAAGCAAUGGCCGUCGCAUCCAACGUCAAUACCUCGCCGCCAGAUGAUAGCCCGAGCCCUAUGGAAGCCACAUUCGACCAGCAGUUCGGCUUCGUGACGUCUUCCUCCACCAGCCUCUCGGAACAACCAUCUCCGAUGUUCUUUGCUGGCCCUGCGUCGGGGUCAACCGAGCCGUCAUCUCUCAAUUCCGACCGUCGUUCCUCCCCCGGAGAAGAGAAGUCCAUUGAUGAGGUUCUCAAAUCCGGUUCUCAGCCGCUAGACGAGGUAUCAAACAAUGCCUCUCAACUUUCUCUGGCGGAAAGUACAUCGUUGGGAGAACGUAUCGAACGCAUCUUCCAGAGGGCCAGUGUCUUGCUUAGGAAGUCAAUGGACCUUGACGGCGUAGUUUUCCUCGAUGCUGCCCGUACCAACCCUUCAUUUUUGCCUGCUGACGAUCAAACUGGCUGGGAGCCCUUGCCCAAGACCGCUGUUCCUGAGUUUCCCAUUGCACCAUAUCCUAGUCCCCUAGGCCGUUCUCCAACAUCAUCAAAGACAUCGGAGUUGUGUUGCGAUGUGUUAAGCAAGUCUUUGAAAGUACGAAAAGGCGAGACACUCGAUUCCAAGGCCGAUAUCACGUUCCGUGAGGACCUUCUCAACUUGCUGGUCACUUCCUUUCCACAGGGUCAAAUCUUCAACCUGGACGACUCUGUGGACAGCGACGAUUACUUGUCUUACGAGUCCGGCCUGAAUGAUUCGGAGACCCAGAAUAAACUGAUGCAGAUGGCCACGCGACAGCUCAGCCAAAUCCUACCUGCCGCUAAUUCGGUUCUGUUUUUCCCACUAUGGGAUCACAAUAAAUCCCGUUGGAUGGCAGGUACCCUUGUUUGGACGCAAGACAACCACCGAGCUCUUGGCAUUGAGGAACUUCACUACUUCAAGAUCUUCGGUGAUUCUAUAGUCUCUGAAGUUUCUCGAGCGCAUUGGGCGACAACCGAGAAGUCCAAAUUUGACUUCAUAUCUUCGAUCAGUCAUGAGCUUCGAUCGCCGCUCCAUGGAAUUUUGGCUAGUGCGGAACUCUUGCAGGCAACUUCCCUAGAGCCCGCGCAGGAGGAAAUGCUCAAGAUGAUCGAAGCAUCUGGGUUGACUUUGUUGGACACCACUGAUCAUUUGCUUGAAUUCUGCAAGAUCAACAACCUGACUCAAGUCAAGAUGUCUCGAAAGAAGAAGAGCAAAAGUGAAGAGUCCAGUCUGGUCUCCGACUUCCAUCUUGGACAGUUAGUAGAAGAGGUUGCCGACAUUUUGUAUACGGGACAAAACGCCUCCGAAAUUGUCUCCCAGACAGUGCAGACCUCUUCGCCCGAUCGUACACGGACAAAUCCAUUCCCCCACGACAACCCGACAGAGAUGUCCGUGGUUGUCCGGAUUGAGCAGCGCAAUUCUUGGCUCAUUCGAUCCUUGCCUGGGGCAUGGCGGAGAAUCGUGAUGAACCUUCUUGGCAAUGCCAUCAAAUGGACAAAGUCAGGAUUUGUCGAAGUAUCUUUGUCAAGGAUGAGAAACCCGAUCGAGCCGCGUACGCCAAUUGCACAUCUGUCAGUCACCGACACCGGCAGCGGUAUUGCGCCCGACUUCCUUCGACACAAGCUAUUCUCUCCAUUUUCUCAAGAAGAUUCCCUUUCUGAGGGAGUUGGGCUGGGCCUCAGCAUCGUUCGUCAACUAGUCGCUUCGUUCAAUGGUCAUGUCAAUGUUAGGAGUGAGGUUGGUAUCGGAACACAAGUCGACGUCUACAUUCCAGUGGAUCUUGUUGACAGCCCAGAAGCAAGCCCAGCAUCCUCUCCAUCCCCUUUGAGGGCCCAAGGCGGCUCAGGGCCACCGUUACGGGCGUGCUUGGUCGCAUUCAAUGGAUAUCCGGAUUUGCAAGAAACGCCAACUGGAAUGCUGAGUGUUGAGUCAAAGAGAAAAUUAUCCAUACAGAGCACACUUGCCGAUGUAUUCAUGGCCCAUUUCGGUUGGACUGUGUCUUUGGCGGAGUCUCUCGGCAAGGGAAAGGGAGAUAUUGCAGUGAUUGAGGAGGCGGUUUUGAGAAAGGAAGCAGAAGGUCUUGAAUCACUGGAUCAACUGGCGUCGAUGCAUGGUUUCAGGUUCUUCAUUGUGUUGGGAAGCAACGCUUCCUUCUUCGAAACUUUCCUCGCGCCGAAUUUUGUUUGGGUCUCGCAGCCAUUUGGACCGCAGAAGAUUCAAAGCGCUAUUCAAAAGAUCCUCGACUUGGGCCCUUCCCGCCUUGAGUCUGCGCCAACCGCCACACCUCCGACUUCAAUACUCCUCGGACCUCUGCUUUCCCGUCCUGAAGCUCAACCUUCUCCGACCCGCGACAAUUUCCCCAUGGCGAUGCCGGUCUCUCCAGUGGCACGUCGCAAUCUCGCGCCCUCCCACGCCCUUCCGAUUAGCCCAUCUCACGAGCCGCAGGAUAUCCACGUUCUCGUCGUCGAUGACAACAACAUCAACCUCAAGAUCCUGGCCACCUUCAUGCGCAAAAUCGGCUGCAGCUACGAUACAGCCUCGAAUGGCCUAAUUGCCCUAGAGAAGUACAAAGCCUCGGAACGGCGAUUCGACUUUGUUCUCAUGGAUAUCUCAAUGCCUGUCAUGGACGGCCUAGUUUCCACGAGCAAGAUCCGCCAACAUGAGAAAGAAAACGGCCUCAAACCUUCUUGCAUCAUGGCCAUCACUGGUGUCGCCUCGGACGCUAUGCAACAACAAGCCCUCGCAGCAGGGAUUAACGACUAUUUGAUCAAGCCCCUUUCACUUCAAGAGUUGAAGAAGAUUAUGAGCAUUACAUGAUACCAUUUUAGUGCGUUUAGCGAAUUCUAAGAUCUUGAUUUGAGACUCGGUGUUUUGGUGUCUUUGAGUUUCUUUUUUUCGAUUAGUAUUAAUUUAUAUUGUGAUCCCACAAAUUCUAAUGAAGAGAUGUGAGGUUUAUCAGACCAACUGUUGGGACUGAAACCCGUGUAUGUACUUUGAUACAUCUUUGAUGUCCUCCCUCUUGCUCGUUUGCUGGUUGUUAGUGC